CCUCCCCGGCCCCCCUCCCGGCUCUCCGCCCGCCUCCCGCCCUCCUCCCCGCGCCUCCCGCCCCGCUCUCUCCCGCCCCGCUCUCCCCCGCCCCCCGCGCUCCAGGACCCAGCGCGGGCGGCAGGCGGCGGCCUCGCCGGAGCAGGAGCGGCGGCAGCGGGGAGGCCCAGCCGGGACCGAGCCGGCGGCGGCGGCUCCUCCUCGGGGGAGGGGGGGACCCGGAGCCCGUAGCCAGGCCCUCCCUGCGCCGUUGCCCUCGGGACACCCCAUCCUCCCUCUCCUCCUGCCCCUUCCACCUGCUCCUCUCCAUCCUCCCUUCCCUCCUUCACCCCAUCUCUCCACCUCGCCUGGCCUCUCCGGGUCUCCCAGCAUCCCACCUUCUUUGCCCCUCCACUGCUCAGCCUCCCUCACCCCCCACCCCUAAGCAUGCUUUUCCCGCGGGGGCUGAGGGCUUAAGGACUCCAGGCCCCUGCUUCCUCCAGGACAGAGCCUAGGCUCCCGGGGGGAGGGGGGAAGGGGUGGCCCCCUCCCCCCCACCGAGGCCUCCCCUCCCCCACUUUGCCUGAUGGCCGGCUUCUUUUUCUCCGUCCGGCCCUCGCCCCCUGUGGCUCCCCCAGGCCGGCCCGGCUAGGGGAGGGGGCGGGGGGCCCUUUCCUGGGCCGGCUUCCCCCUCCCCCGGCUCUGCCUGUGCCCCCUCCCUUUGGUUUUCACCUUCCUCCCUCCUUCCCUUCCAUUUGCUCCUUCUCCCUCUCCUCUCUCCCCUUCUCUCCUCCAUUUUCUCCUUUCCCUUUCCUCCCCUCCCCGCCUGCCCUCUCCUCUUUCUACCUGUCCUUCCUCCCGGCUCCUGGCCCCCCCCCCCAAUUUUUUUAUUAGUUGGGGGCCCUGCAGGAGGCGGGGGAGGGGGCCGUGGAGUGCCCUCUCCCCCCGCCCCAGCCCCCCCACCCGGGCCCAGAGCAUCUCCCGUGGUGGUUCCUCGGGCCUCGAGGGAGCCCAGCCCUCCUCCGUCCCACCAGCAUCCGUGGCGAGUGGGGGCCGCGGCAGCUGCGUCCCCAUGAGGAGGGGAGGAAGAUGCCGGCUGAGCUGCUGCUGCUGCUGAUAGUUGCCUUCGCCAGCCCCAGCUGCCAGGUGCUCUCAUCACUGCGCAUGGCUGCAAUCCUGGACGACCAGACGGUGUGUGGCCGCGGUGAACGUCUUGCCUUGGCCCUGGCCCGGGAGCAGAUCAAUGGGAUCAUCGAGGUUCCUGCCAAGGCCCGGGUGGAAGUAGACAUCUUCGAGCUGCAGCGGGACAGCCAGUACGAGACCACGGACACCAUGUGUCAGAUCCUGCCUAAGGGAGUCGUGUCUGUGCUGGGCCCCUCCUCCAGCCCUGCAUCUGCCUCCACUGUCAGCCAUAUCUGUGGGGAGAAAGAGAUCCCCCACAUCAAGGUGGGCCCCGAGGAGACACCCCGACUUCAAUACCUUCGAUUCGCCUCUGUCAGCCUGUACCCCAGCAACGAGGAUGUCAGCCUGGCCGUCUCCCGGAUCCUCAAGUCUUUCAACUACCCCUCGGCCAGCCUCAUCUGUGCCAAGGCUGAGUGCCUGCUACGACUGGAGGAGCUGGUGCGAGGCUUCCUCAUCUCCAAGGAGACACUGUCGGUGAGGAUGCUUGACGACAGCCGGGACCCCACCCCAUUGCUCAAGGAGAUCCGCGAUGACAAGGUGUCCACCAUCAUCAUUGAUGCCAACGCCUCCAUCUCCCACCUCAUCCUCCGCAAGGCCUCAGAACUGGGAAUGACCUCGGCGUUUUACAAGUACAUCCUCACCACCAUGGACUUCCCCAUCUUGCAUCUGGAUGGCAUAGUGGAAGACUCCUCCAACAUCUUGGGCUUCUCCAUGUUCAACACCUCACACCCUUUCUACCCCGAGUUUGUGCGCAGCCUCAACAUGUCCUGGAGGGAGCACUGUGAAGCCAGCACCUACCCGGGCCCCGCGCUGUCAGCCGCCCUAAUGUUCGAUGCUGUGCACGUGGUGGUGAGCGCUGUCCGGGAGCUGAACCGCAGCCAGGAGAUUGGUGUGAAGCCACUGGCCUGCACCUCGGCCAACAUUUGGCCUCAUGGGACCAGCCUCAUGAACUACCUGCGCAUGGUAGAGUAUGAUGGGCUGACCGGGCGGGUCGAGUUCAACAGCAAAGGGCAGAGGACCAACUACACCCUGCGCAUCCUGGAAAAGUCCCGUCAGGGCCACCGCGAGAUCGGGGUGUGGUACUCUAACCGGACCCUGGCUAUGAAUGCCACCACCCUGGACAUCAACCUGUCUCAGACUCUGGCCAACAAGACGCUGGUGGUCACCACCAUCCUGGAGAACCCAUAUGUUAUGCGGAGGCCCAACUUCCAGGCCCUUUCAGGGAACGAGCGCUUCGAGGGCUUCUGCGUGGACAUGCUGCGUGAGCUGGCCGAGCUGCUGCGCUUCCGCUACCGCCUGCGGCUGGUGGAGGACGGGCUGUAUGGGGCGCCCGAGCCCAAUGGCUCCUGGACCGGCAUGGUCGGCGAGCUCAUCAACCGGAAAGCAGACCUGGCCGUGGCUGCAUUCACCAUCACAGCCGAGCGGGAGAAGGUCAUCGACUUCUCCAAGCCUUUCAUGACCCUGGGGAUUAGCAUCCUCUACCGAGUGCACAUGGGCCGCAAGCCCGGCUACUUCUCCUUCCUGGACCCCUUCUCCCCCGCCGUGUGGCUCUUCAUGCUUCUAGCCUAUCUGGCCGUCAGCUGUGUCCUCUUCCUGGCUGCCAGGCUGAGCCCUUACGAGUGGUACAACCCUCAUCCUUGCCUGCGGGCUCGCCCUCACAUCCUAGAGAACCAGUACACGCUGGGCAACAGCCUCUGGUUUCCUGUGGGGGGCUUCAUGCAGCAGGGCUCGGAGAUCAUGCCCCGGGCACUGUCCACACGCUGUGUCAGUGGAGUCUGGUGGGCCUUCACCUUGAUCAUCAUCUCCUCCUACACGGCCAACCUGGCCGCCUUCCUCACCGUGCAGCGUAUGGAGGUGCCUGUGGAGUCGGCUGACGACCUGGCGGACCAGACCAACAUCGAGUACGGCACCAUCCACGCCGGCUCCACCAUGACCUUUUUCCAGAAUUCGAGGUACCAGACGUACCAGCGCAUGUGGAACUAUAUGCAGUCCAAGCAGCCCAGCGUGUUUGUCAAGAGCACGGAGGAAGGCAUCGCCCGAGUCCUCAACUCCCGCUACGCCUUCCUGCUCGAGUCCACCAUGAACGAGUACCACCGACGCCUCAACUGCAACCUCACCCAGAUCGGGGGCCUCCUCGACACCAAGGGCUAUGGCAUCGGCAUGCCGCUGGGCUCCCCGUUCCGGGAUGAGAUCACCCUGGCCAUCCUGCAGCUUCAGGAGAACAACCGUCUGGAGAUCCUGAAGCGCAAGUGGUGGGAGGGGGGCCGCUGCCCCAAGGAGGAGGACCACCGAGCCAAAGGUCUGGGCAUGGAGAAUAUCGGCGGUAUCUUUGUGGUCCUCAUCUGUGGCCUCAUCAUCGCGGUCUUUGUGGCUGUCAUGGAGUUCAUCUGGUCCACGAGGAGGUCGGCAGAGUCUGAAGAGGUGUCGGUGUGCCAGGAGAUGCUGCAGGAGCUGCGACACGCCGUGUCCUGUCGCAAGACGUCACGCUCCCGCCGGCGGCGGCGCCCGGGCGGCCAGAGUCGGGCCCUGCUGUCGCUGCGCGCGGUCCGCGAGAUGCGCCUGAGCAACGGGAAGCUCUACUCGGCCGGCGUGGGCGGGGACGCGGGCGGCGCGCACGGGGGACCCCAGCGCCUGCUGGACGACCCGGGGCCGCCCGGCGGGACCCGGCCCGCAGCCCCCACGCCUUGCACGCACGUGCGCGUGUGCCAGGAGUGCCGGCGCAUCCAGGCGCUGCGGGCCUCCGCGGGCGCGCCCCCUCGGGGCCUGGGCGCCCCGGCCGAGGCCACCAGCCCGCCUCGGCCGCGCCCCGGGCCCGCCGGCCCCCGCGAGCUGGCCGAGCACGAGUGACCGCUGACUGCACGGACUUAGCCCGACCUCCCCGGCGGGCGGGGGGGGCAGGACUUGUGCCCCCAAGAGACUCGCCGGGCCGCGGGGUGGCGCUGGAGACCUCGGAGCUCGGCGGCGCCCUCUCGUGGACUCCUCGGGGGCGUCCGCGCUCCGCCUCCCCGAUGUGGGCUGGGGGGAGCUUGACUGCGGGGGGCGGCGGCUGGUUCCCGGAGGCGGAAUGCGAUCCACGGCGAGAAGCCCGUCCUGGGAAUGUUCAGCCCUCCCAUCCCCCAAGACUUGAUGCAGUCUCCCCCACUUAUGGAGGAGGUGGGGGGCCCUUUGGGCAGAUGGGUGUCCCCUGGCGCCCCUCGACUCUUCUCUUUCUCUCUUUUUUUUGGGGAGAAACCUCGGAAUUUCUAUGAGACCCCUCCAGGGAGGGGGUCAGUUGGGCCCCCAUCCCUUCCCCUAUCACCCCCCCCCAGCCCCUGUUGGAAUAAAAAAAAAGAACAAAAUUCCAAAA
Molecule: messenger RNA, 4507 nt
Organism: Erinaceus europaeus (western European hedgehog)
Lineage: Eukaryota; Metazoa; Chordata; Mammalia; Eulipotyphla; Erinaceidae
Gene: GRIK5
Product: glutamate ionotropic receptor kainate type subunit 5
Exons: 20
Coding region: 1069-4008 (979 amino acids)
Biological process (GO): modulation of chemical synaptic transmission; synaptic transmission, glutamatergic; monoatomic ion transport
Cellular component (GO): kainate selective glutamate receptor complex; presynaptic membrane; postsynaptic membrane
Molecular function (GO): kainate selective glutamate receptor activity; transmitter-gated monoatomic ion channel activity involved in regulation of postsynaptic membrane potential
Source: RefSeq, a predicted model, not a curated record